GUUAUAUUCUGUUGUAAAUUUUAUUAAAAGCUUGAAAGGAAUAACAAACAAAUAUUCCUUGUAGCCAUGAUUGACAAUGUCGGUGGACCCCAGCGAAUGAACAAUCUGCUUACAACAUUAGAUUUACCAUUCAUAAAUAACAGAAGUUUGAAAACUAUGGAAAGGAGGGCUGGGCAGAUUAUUGAGAAAUAUGCCAAAGAUAACAUGAAGGAAGAAAGCAUGAUGGCCUUUGAGAAAGAAAUGAUAGCUGUUUCACAGAAAGAAGAGGGAGAUUUUAAAGAGGAGUUUACUGAUUUGGGGGUAGCAGUAAUUCCUGAUGAAUUUAUCGGGGAUGUUUCCAGAAUGCCGGAAUCAGUUUGCAAUGAAAUUGACCAUGAUUCCUCACUUGAUUCCCUUGAUCAUGACCAUUGCUCUGGAGGGUCCAAACUCAAAUUUGAUGAAAAGAAAGUUGUGCCAGAUUGUAACGCAGAAGACAGUUUCCAAAAAAAUGAAAAUGCAUCUUCUUGUACAAUUGAUCAUCACCAAGGCUCAGGAAUGCCAGGCUUCACUCAUGAUGGCCAUAAAACACAGAAGAUACAUCCGGCAGUGAAAAAGAAACUUUCCUUUGCUCCUAAAAGUCGUAGAGGCAUGACAGUUUGCAUCGAUCAUGGGUGGCAGAAAAGGGGGUUUGACAGUCUAACAGGUCAUACAUUUAUGAUGAGCAAGGAAAAUAAAGUUCUGAAGACUGUCAUAAAGCACCUUACUUGUGGAGUAUGUAAAUGGUGGAGAAGAAACAGAACAGGGCUAAAAGUCAGAGAACAUCGCUGUGUGUGGAAUCAUAAAGGGUCUGCGAGGGCUAUGGAAAGUGAGGCAGGCCUGAAGGCCAUCAAAGACAUGAUCCAACAAGGCUUUUAGUAAAAGUGGUCUGUCUCCGGGUCAUUUCAACAUGAAGUUCUCUAGCAAAGUAGAUGAAGACAGGAAAAAGAAAAGAGAAAAGAUGAGACUACCAGAGACCAAACGUCGUCGUCUUAUCCUAAAACAAGAAAGAGCAACUCAAAAGGAUGCAUUUGAGGCUUCAGAGGGGUCCACUUAUCAAUCAGAGGUUGGUCUUGGUGCAGAAGCUGACAUUGAAAAAGUACCAGAUCCCAUUACCAAGCCAACAUUUAGUGCUGUUCAAAAGCUGAAGAACAUGAAGCCAACAUUCAUUGUUUUUGAUCUGGAAACAACUGGGCUUAUCAGACAAGGAGCCAUGCCUCAUAUUACUCAAAUUGGUGCUGUGGAGAUGGAGUCUGGAGAUUCAUUCUCGACUUAUGUUCUACCAAAAAUACCCAUAGAGCCUGGAGCAGAGCAAACGACAGGAAUAGUCUGUGAUGGAACAUCAGUUUAUGCUAAUGGAUCCAAAGUUGUUGCAGUUCCCAUUCGUGACGCAGUUUCAAAUUUUCUUACCUGGUUGAGUACAUUUAGGAAUAAUGGAGUCAUCAUCAUAGCUCACAACGGUCGAGUAUUUGAUUUCCGAGUCCUUUCCUAUGCUGUUGAACGGAUUGGUUUACAGAAACAGUUUCUUGAAAAUGUGUCAGGUUUUACUGACUCGUUGUCUUUGAUUCGAUCAAAACAUAAAAAACUAGAAAAGUAUACACAGAUAUAUCUUGCUAAGCACUUUUGUAAAGAGUCAUAUUCUGCACAUGAUGCUGUAGAAGAUGUGAAAAUGCUUUCCAAAAUAUUAUCUAUUGCUAUUUGUAAAUCUGAUCUGUCCAAAUCUGCAUAUGAUGCAGAAACACAUU
Messenger RNA from Saccostrea echinata, 1760 nucleotides. RefSeq lists its product as uncharacterized. Bases 67 to 894 code for a protein of 275 amino acids. Lineage: Eukaryota; Metazoa; Mollusca; Bivalvia; Ostreida; Ostreidae. The transcript is spliced from 9 exons. The record is from RefSeq and is a predicted model, not a curated record.